Messenger RNA from Torulaspora globosa, 774 nucleotides. RefSeq names its product mitochondrial 37S ribosomal protein mS42 (gene RSM26). Gene Ontology annotation, biological process: superoxide metabolic process. The transcript has a single exon. Bases 1 to 774 code for a protein of 257 amino acids. Gene Ontology annotation, molecular function: metal ion binding; superoxide dismutase activity. Lineage: Eukaryota; Fungi; Ascomycota; Saccharomycetes; Saccharomycetales; Saccharomycetaceae. The record is from RefSeq and is a predicted model, not a curated record.
AUGCUUCGCAACGCUGUGAUUAGAAGAGGUAUCCAUACAGUCCCAAAGAUACCCCAGGCGGUCCAAUUGAGUCGACAAGGUAUACCAAAUGUACUAAGUGCAGGAGGUUUUAAGGUUUUGUGGGACCAACAGCAGAAGUACCUUUGUGAUAAGCUCACGCUUGCCACCGCCGGAACCAGUUUGGAGUCAUAUCUUCCUUUCCAUCUCAUACUGAAUACAGCAAAGAAAGCAUCUCAAAGCCAUAUCUUCAAUCUCGCAUCGGCCGCACAUAAUAACCACUUAUUCGUGGAAAAUAUCACCCCUACGAUAAACUCUGCAUCCAAUCAGCCCUCACGUCUGUUCUUGGCAUGUGUUGAGGAUUCUUUUGGGUGCGACUGGGAAACCUUGAAGAAAGAGAUGAUAAACAGAGCAGAACAGGAUGUUCUGGGGCAAGGAUGGCUCUUCCUGGUGGAGAAUGGCGACAAGGAACUGCACAUUCUCACAAUACAGAACAAUGGUACGCCGUACUAUUUCCCAAGAAACCAGCUCUUCGAUGUGAACAGCGCCCUAACGUUGGAAGAGUUCGCCCAACUCGAGGAGAUUCGCAAAUUAGUUAAGGAAAACGGCGGAAAAAAGGCGCAGGACUGGACGAUGCCGCUAAUAUGUGUUAGUCUUUGGGACCAAGCCUAUCUACAUGAUUACGGCAUUCAGAAUCGAUCCAAAUUCGUCGAGAAUGUUCUCAAUAACCUGAACUGGGGUGUCGUGAAUAGUAGACUUUAUUCCGACUCGUUGUAG